CUAGCCGUCACCAGUAACGACUUGCCGGUUCGUCAAGCCGGUCCCCAGCUCAUGCGAAAUAUGCGAGUGCGCAACAGCGCAGUUCCCAGUGGUCGCAACGAGAAUCUAGGGGUAGUUUUCGCGAUAAUAAGUGAUUGAGUGAUUUUUUUUCCAGAGGAUUUAUAGUUCGCAUCGGCGGGAGGUACGAGAAGGAUGAGGAUGAAUCCAACUCAGAUUUUGAUCUUCUCGCUAGCCAUAGCCCUAGUCACCUGCGCAGAACCGAACAGGCGGAACCUUCAAAGGCUGGUAGGCGGUCACUUGAAAGCGCAGGACCAAUCGUCGAACGACGCGGAACUCCUAGAGGCGCACUCUAGCGGCAGCAAGACUAAAAAGACGGAAGAUGGCGGCGGCGUCGACGAAGAGAAGAAAACUCUAUCGCAGCAGGUCGCCGACGGCAAAUACGGCCUGAUACAGAAGGAACUCUUCAAGAAACCGCUGAAACAACCCGGCAUCAUCAGCUACGACGCUAAUCCCGAGGUGCCGAAGGAUAACAUCAACAACCUCGGCGGUCUCAGCAAGGAAGACAUCUGGUUGGCGGAGAACCACCUGCUGGUGAUAAAAGGAGGUACUUAUCCGAAACAUACGGAUAAGUUCGACAGUAAUCCGCUGUUAUGGCCGGCCAUAGACAAUUAUACGGCUCCCAAGAGGCCUGUGAAAAUACCGUCGCAUCCCAAGGUACCGCCGCCAUUUCCCGUCCAACUCACCGACGACGGACCACUUCAGAUCCUGGGCACAAACACUACGAGAACGCUUGAUGGCCCGCCGUCCGUAUACGCCGUACCGCCCCCCGAAGGCGGCUACGUACCGGGCACGGGACCGUUCUUCCCCCAGCAUCCAGAUCAGGCCGACCCUGCUGCCGGGCGAGCUCAGGACCAGAAUCCUCCAAAGGCUCAGGGGGAAGGGCAAGGGGGGCGGCCGUUCCCCCCGUUCUUGAACGGUACCUCGCCCCCCUCCUUUGCGCAUUUGCCCCCUGGCGCGGUGGCUGUGCCCCCGCCCUCGAUAAACGACUUCGACGAGGACGACCCUUCGAUCUACUAUCCGCCGCCGUACAGCUUCUCGUACCCAAGUAGGGACAACUCGUCGUCGGUGCCGGCCGGUCCCCUGGUGCCGGGCAUCAUCCUACCGCCCCCGCCCGACUUCUUCGCGCCCCAGGAAGAGACCACCAAGAAGGCGACGCCCAACAAGCGACCCACCUACACCAAGCGGCCGAAGAUGCAGAAGACGACCCAGCAGUCCCCGCACGUUCAUCCUACCACCACCCCCAUACCUCCCACAUCCGUGAUUAACAUCACCCUCCGGAAGCCGAUCAAGGUGGUGCCGAACAACCCUACAGAGAUAAACAACGAGCUGAACACCACGCCCAUCCCGAAACCACCGCAGAGAACCACCACAAGACCUCCGAAGACCAAAAUCAAAACUCGUCCGAACGUCAAACGACCGUCUGUCACCAUACUGAAACCGGUUAAAUCCGCGCAGUCGCACAGGACCUUCUACAAUCAAGCGCCGCCAUCUGGCGAUCCGUUCCCGAUCUACGGACCGCCCAAAACCACGACCAGACCCAAAACUAUCGUAAGUUCCACCCAAGUGCCAUUACACCACUAUUACACCACCCAAGAGGACAUCAGCAACAACGUGGUGACGGUCGUACCGGAAAAGAGCACUGUACAACCGGCCAACUACUAUUUCUACGAGGAGGAACCGCAUACCAACAGCGUGACGCCUCCUAGAUCCCAGAAAAUCGUCCACGACUUCUUCAAUUUGCCGGAUCGGUAUUACGAGCAGGCUCCGAGGAAGUCCCCGAGGACCAAGUAUGUUUACGUGACGUCGAAGCCUUUCAACGACCCAAGGCCCAGGUACAACCUCGUCAGGCAGAAGGGGAGACCGACCAGUUUCAACGCGCACCUAGAGCAGCUCCGGGAGCAAAUAGAGUACUUCUCGUCGCCCAGGCCGGUGUUUAGGGAGAUUCAGUCGCCGAGACCGGUCUAUCAAUACAGCUUCCAGGCUUCCAACUACAAACCGACUCAACCCCACAACUUCAGACCCUCUCAACCUGAUACUCCGAUAGAUGACGAGGAAGGUUUCAAACCCAUGCCAAGAUACAGCGUGCAGAUCCAGCAGGCUCUGGAAAUAUCGACUAACCAACCGACUCCAUAUCCACCCCAAAACCCGAUAUACUUCAGGCAGAGCUUCAGAGCAACGACAGAGAGGCCCCUGGAUCACCAGAAUUACUACACUACAGCAAAACCAAAGUACACUUACAACGGAGGUCAGCUGAGGGGAAAAAACGUAAUCAGGGCCAAACCAAGCGUUCAAUAUUCUUCAGAGGCCGGUCAGAGCAAUCACGAUUACAGAGGGUUCUACAUUAAACCCGAAGACAACUAUUACGAAGGGAAUAAGGCGUCCAAUUAUGGUCAGCGGAUACCCAGCCAUACUACCGCCGUACCGGAAGUGAGGUAUUCCACGAGAUCCCCCAAGGUUGUUUACGUGACCAACACGCAGCGUCAACCUAAACCGAUAUCGUUGGAAGGUGACACCUUGGUCAACUACGUCAAUCCCCGUCCGAAUAUAAACCCGGACUCCGAACUGAUCCCUGUGGAAGCCCCGCAAAGGGCCAAAUAUCCCUCGAACUACGGUAGGAGACCUCCAAAUCCUUACAACCCCAACGUGGAACAUAACUACAACGGAAGACCUCAAAUCGUUGAGGCCAUACCGAUCAGCGUGCCUAACGAGGAUGCAAGAAGGGGUUCUUUCAUCUCCUACUCGUUGCCGGGUAACAAUGGGGCGCAUUUCUACUUCCUGACCCCCCAGCUGGCGCAGAGCAGAGAUCAGGGGGCGGACUUCUAUUAUUCUCAGAGGGACAGCGAGAGGAUACGGAGAAACAACAGGGACGGCAGUGAAAGAUGAAGAACUGAGAGAAAGACGAAAAAUUCUUAAAGUGUCAUUGUAGCAAGAGAACCUCGUAGUGCGUAAUGUAAUCGGUCUGUGAUUUUGAACGUUUCGCUAGUCGGAACAUGACUUUAUUUAAAAUGCCUUAGAUCUUGUAAUUAUAAUGGUUAUAUAUUUGUUAUCUACUUAUUUAUAAUUUAUGUUAACCGCGUAGUUAGGAAAUAAUUUAUACCAAUGCGAAUGCAGGAAUUUAAAUGCUCCUGACUAUUUCAUUUUAUUAUUCUGGAUUUUUGCAGCUCAAUUCAACAAUAGUACAGUUGACUUUGACCUGCGAUUCCCAGAAUAGAACAUUCAUAUGAAAAUGUUCGAAAUUUCAGCAAGAGUCAAUUAUUUAUUGUAAACUUAUAAAGUAACUCUCCAA
Molecule: messenger RNA, 3346 nt
Organism: Coccinella septempunctata (seven-spotted ladybird)
Lineage: Eukaryota; Metazoa; Arthropoda; Insecta; Coleoptera; Coccinellidae
Product: extensin-2
Exons: 4
Coding region: 193-2943 (916 amino acids)
Source: RefSeq, a predicted model, not a curated record